Messenger RNA from Macroventuria anomochaeta, 1756 nucleotides. RefSeq lists its product as uncharacterized. NCBI's taxonomy places the organism in Eukaryota, Fungi, Ascomycota, Dothideomycetes, Pleosporales, Didymellaceae. The transcript has 4 exons. Gene Ontology annotation, cellular component: spliceosomal complex; cytoplasm. Bases 60 to 1610 code for a protein of 516 amino acids. Gene Ontology annotation, molecular function: protein binding. The record is from RefSeq and is a predicted model, not a curated record. Gene Ontology annotation, biological process: mRNA cis splicing, via spliceosome.
CACGCUGCACAGCGCAACACCAUACGCAACACCAUACGCAACACCAUACACUGAACAACAUGUCGUCGCGCAACCCCCCGCCAUGGGAAUGCAAUGGUCGCGACAGACCGCCACAGCGACCACCGCCGUCGUCCACGAUACCUGCCAAGCGCUCGGCGGACUCCCGAUCACAUGGCAAUGCAUCGAAGCGGUCGACCAAUGCAGCAGAAGAGGCCUGGGUCGCCGACGAGGACCGCUUUGUGCUGCAGCAGGCGAAGAAGAAGGCAGCACUGCGCGUCAAGGGCGGUCGGGCCAAGCCCAUCGACUGGCUCGCCGUCACAUUGCGCUUCAUCGACCCUACCAAGUCGACACACGACGAGGAGGUUGAAGACCACGAGCUGGACGUUGUGGACCCGGAAGGCGUGUUGGAGGGCCUGGCUGCCGAGGAUCUGUCCGAGCUGGAGAAGGAAAUCGGGAACUACCUUACGUUGGAGACCAAUCGAAGCAACCGAGAGUACUGGAGUGCCCUCAAGACCAUCUGCAAAGACCUCCGCCGCCAGUCGAGGGCAUCGAGCGACGCGCGCAGCACCAACUCGGUCUCUGCCGACAUCGACAAGCUCCUCGCCCCGAAGACGUACGAGCAGCUUGAGACACUGGAGCUGCAGGUCAAGAAGAAGCUGGACUCGGACGAGCCCAUCGACUACGACUACUGGGAGCAGCUGCUACGCAACCUGCGCAUAUGGAAGGCCAAGGCAAAGCUGCGCCGCGUGUCGCAAGAGAUCGUGAAGGAAAGACUGCAGGCCCUGCGAAAGCAACAGGCGGAGGCAGCAUUGUCGGUGCAGGAGAAGCUACAGGAGAAGCUACGAGAGGAGCUGGACGGCCCAUCAGUUACUGCAGUAGCGUACGAUGCGUCGCUUGACCCAGAGCCGUCGCUGAAGCUGCGCACGGAGGACAAAGCUCUGGCCCAGGUGGACGAGCAGAGGUUUCUCGACGACAUUGCCGCCGAACGGACAAAGAUACAGAAGCUCGGCUACGUCCCCGCACUGAGCGCUGCGUCCGACCAAGCGACGACCAACAACAAGCCAGCCAGCAGCGGCGCGGCUACUCUCAGUGCAUCGCGGUUUGCACCCGUCGAGAAGGAAGACUACUCGCAGGCAACCAUGGCCCUCUACGAACGAGAGGUCGCACGCGGGGUCGAAGAGGGCGAGGAGGUCUUUACGGUCGAAGAACAGGUCACGACUGCCCGACCGCAGUGGGCUGGCACGUACAAGCCCCGGAAGCCCCGCUAUUUUAAUCGUGUGCAGAUGGGCUACGAGUGGAACAAGUACAACCAGACCCACUACGACCACGACAACCCUCCCCCCAAGGUCGUCCAAGGCUACAAGUUCAAUAUCUUCUAUCCAGACCUCAUUGACAAAGCAAAAGCCCCCACGUACAAGAUCGAACGCGAGAAUGGACGCAGGCGUGGCGAGUCCUUUGCUCCGGCCGGCGAGGACGACAUGUGCCUGAUCCGUUUCAUCGCCGGGCCGCCCUACGAGGAUCUGGCCUUCCGGAUCGUCGACAAGGAGUGGGACUACAGUGCCAAACGGGAGCGUGGCUUCAAGAGCAGUUUCGAUAAGGUGAGUGCCUGACAGCUCAGUCGUGCUACACCAUCCCACGCUACGCAUGCCACCGACGCAAAACAUUGGCUAACGCGCGCAGGGCAUAUUGCAACUGCAUUUCCAGUUCAAAAAGGUUUAUUAUCGAAAGUAGCCGACUACCUCCCGGCUCGCGAAAG